Molecule: messenger RNA, 3261 nt
Organism: Saimiri boliviensis boliviensis (Bolivian squirrel monkey)
Lineage: Eukaryota; Metazoa; Chordata; Mammalia; Primates; Cebidae
Gene: AP5M1
Product: adaptor related protein complex 5 subunit mu 1
Biological process (GO): endosomal transport
Cellular component (GO): AP-type membrane coat adaptor complex; lysosome; late endosome
Source: RefSeq, a predicted model, not a curated record
CGCCCGGCACUGGAUGCCGUCUCCGCUUCACAUGCUGCGCCUCAGAGGCGCGGUGCACAGGUCUCCGCUCGGCUCGCCAGCUCCGGUUCCAGGCCGCCGCGGGCUCCUCGACUCCCCACAGAUCCCAGGCGGGCCGGCAGAGCGGCCAUGAAGCGAAGCCGCAGACGCCUGUCAGCUGCCUCCCGGCGCCGCCCGCGCUGCUCCCAUUGUCACCGCCUCGUACGCCGGAAGUGGAACUGCGCGCGCCCGAGAGGUUGUCGGGAGGGGCCGGCGAAGAAAACGAGCGCCGGGCGAACCGCAGAGAGGACCGACGCUGCGGUGCGUGAGGAACUGUGAUCCUUGCGGGCCACCAUCCCGGAAGUGGCCUUUAGAGGAAGAAAGUCCUGGAGUUGCGGGCGAUACAUGUUUCGAGGUUUUAGGCGGGGGCUCUUAGAACUUUCUGCGGUAUAUGUUGGUCUGUAGCAACUUAGAAGUGUUAGUCAUCUCCUCUAAAGGAGCUACCCUCUCUGCUGAGAGCGACUGGGAUGUGGCGCAGGAGGAGCCCCGGGGCUUCUGCUAAGAGUCCAUCUGAGAAAGCCGGUCUGCGCUUUUCCUUGGUGGCCACCUUAGUUCUGAGAUAAGCUAAAGCUUAUCUCAGGCUUACCAUGGCUCAGCGGGCAGUGUGGCUCAUAAGCCACGAACCGGGAACUCCACUUCGUGGCGCUGUGAGAUUCUCCAGACGGUAUCCAACCGUUGAAAAACGAGCCAGAGUCUUCAACAGAGCAAGUUAUGUGCCUAUUCCUGAAGAUGGUCCCUUUCUUAAAGCACUGCUCUUUGAACUUAGAUUAUUGGAUGAUGAUAAGGACUUCGUGGAGAGUCGUGAUAGCUGUUCACGCAUCAAUAAAACAUCCAUCUAUGGACUCCUGGUAGGAGGUGAAGAACUCUGGCCAGUUGUUGCUUUUCUGAAGAAUGACAUGAUAUAUGCUUGUGUUCCACUAGUGGAACAAACUCUGUCCCCUCGUCCACCAUUAAUUAGUGUUAGUGGAGUUUCACAAGGCUUUGAACUUCUUUUUGGAAUACAGGAUUUUCUCUAUUUAGGUCAAAAAAAUGACAAUGAGCUAAAUACAAAAUUGAGCCAGUUGCCUGACUUGCUUCUGCAGGCCUGUCCAUUCGGUACUGUAUUAGAUGCCAACUUACAGAAUUCAUUAGAUAAUACCAAUUUUGCAUCUGUGACUCAGCCACAGAAACAGCCAGCUUGGAAACCUGGAACUUACAAAGGAAAACCACAAGUUUCUAUUUCUAUCACCGAGAAAGUAAAAUCCAUGCAAUAUGAUAAACAGGAUGUAGCAGAUACCUGGCAAGUUGUUGGAACAGUGACUUGCAAGUGCGAUUUGGAAGGAAUCAUGCCAAAUGUUACCAUCAGCUUGAGUCUCCCCACCAAUGGAUCUCCACUUCAAGAUAUUCUAGUUCAUCCUUGUGUAACUUCUCUUGACUCUGCAAUUCUGACUUCUAGUAGCAUUGAUGCAGUGGAUGACUCUGCAUUUAGUGGGCCUUACAAAUUUCCAUUCACUCCACCUUUAGAGUCAUUCAACUUAUGCUACUACACUUCCCAGGUCCCUGUCCCACCAAUUUUGGGUUUUUAUCAAAUGAAGGAGGAAGAAGUACAACUAAGAAUAACUGUUAAUUUAAAACUUCAUGAAAGUGUGAAAAAUAAUUUUGAAUUCUGUGAAGCUCAUAUACCUUUUUUCAAUAGAGGUCCAAUUACACAUUUGGAAUACAAAACUAGUUUUGGCCAGCUUGAAGUAUUUCGAGAGAAAAGCUUAUUGAUCUGGAUUAUUGGCCAGAAGUUCCCAAAAUCAAUGGAAAUUAGUCUUUCUGGAACUGUAACUUUUGGAGCCAAGAGCCAUGAGAAGCAGCCAUUUGACCCAAUUUGUAUUGGAGAAACAGCAUAUUUAAAGCUUCACUUUAGGAUCUUGGAUUACACACUUACUGGGUGUUAUGCAGAUCAGCAUUCGGUUCAAGUUUUUGCGUCAGGAAAACCAAAAAUAAGUGCAUACCGGAAACUAAUUUCUUCUGAUUAUUACAUCUGGAAUUCUAAAGCCCCUGCUCCAGUAACUUAUGGAUCAUUAUUACUGUAAUAUUCUCAUCUUUAAAUUGGAUUAUAUAAUAACAAUUUAAAGGAAAUCAUAAUCUUAUAUUUCUAAUGUGGAUGCAUAUAACCUAUGAGUGAAAAACCGUUGAAUGAUUCAGUUGUAAAACUACUCUUAUUUAGUGUUUGUAGUCUGAUAGAGUUUGAAGGGAUGUUUUGAAAGCUAUUGUCUCCAAUUUUGUUACCCUUUGAUUUUAUGCCAGUAUAAUUCAGAAUGUUAAAAGUAAUUAUUCUCUUGGGCUCAUUUUAGACUAGUUCUGGGUCACCCUGCCACACUUGUUUCCUAACGUUUCCGUGGCAAACAUUGCCAAUCAAUUACAGCUCCUUUUCUAUACUGAGCCUUGAUUAAAGGGUCAGCCUCUUUUUUAGUUCUGUGCAAGAUAAAAACUAUUUUCUCUUCCAUAUCUAAAUACUAAGCUCCUAGUAUAAGGUGUUGUUAUAGAAUACCAGAGACUGUGUUAGAAACAACUACCUCUUCAAAAGCAGCCAACCGAGACAAAGGAAGAUUUUUUAAAUAGUAACCUGUUCUUCUUAAUCAGAACUAUCCUAUUGACUAAUAAAGAAUCUGCAUAAUUCUAUUUAAAGUGUGUAAUCUCUGUUCUAGAGUUAGUUUUUAAGUAAGCUUGUUAAUCUGCCAUGUUGACAUUUUGCUUAGGAUGUCAAUAGCCAUAUUAAGAUGUGUGGGAUACCUUCAGAAGAUGAUCAUAGUGUUUUGUAAUCGUUUAAUGCCUGCAGCCAAAUUUUUUAAAGAUAAUUUAGGUAUAAUAUUCCUCUUUCUGUGUUUUAUUAGGUUAAAAUUAGUGAAUUCAGGUAAAAAUUCAAAAGGCACUCUGUGGGUAGAGAGUAUGAUUUAAGCUUAUUUUAGUCACAUGUAGUACAUAUCUCCUUAAAGCUGUCACUCUCACUUUCUUACCAUUCUCUUGAUUUCUUCAGAAACCAUCUAGUCAUCAUCUUUAUUAUCUACCUGCUUCUGCAAUUAUGUGUCAUAUUCUGUUUUCAGAGCAGUUCAUUGUCAAGUUGGACUUUAAGUGACCAUGCAAGAAAAGAUGAUAUCUCAAGAACCUUGAAACUAUAUUCAUGUCAAGGUUCUUUUUACAGAUGAGAAAAAUAUAUGCAUUAAAGAUUAAUAUUCA